This is a messenger RNA of Emys orbicularis (European pond turtle), 1863 nucleotides long. It is a transcript of the gene SLC27A5, whose product is annotated as solute carrier family 27 member 5. Bases 1 to 1863 code for a protein of 620 amino acids. Gene Ontology annotation, cellular component: endoplasmic reticulum. The transcript is spliced from 10 exons. The record is from RefSeq and is a predicted model, not a curated record. Gene Ontology annotation, molecular function: long-chain fatty acid-CoA ligase activity; long-chain fatty acid transmembrane transporter activity. NCBI's taxonomy places the organism in Eukaryota, Metazoa, Chordata, Testudines, Emydidae.
AUGCUUGCUCUGUGCACAGCCCUAGCCGGGCUGCUGCUCCUGCUGCCCCUGCUGGGGAACCUGCUUUUCCCCUACUGGUGGCAGGACCUGGUCGUAUCACUGUCCAUCAUCCACAAGGGAUACAGAUGUCUGCGUCGGCUCCAGCGCCGCCCUCCCCUCACCCUGCUCGAUACCUUCUUGGAGAAGGUGCGGAGCCACCCGGAGAAAGCCCUGCUGCUUUUCGGGGAGGAGGUCUACACCUACCGGGACAUAGACCGGCGCAGCAGCCAGGCGGCUCGGGUCCUGCGGGACGGCGUGGGGCUGCGGGAAGGGGACGCGGUGGCCGUCUUCCUGCUGAACGUCCCCGCCUACCUCUGGGUUUGGAUGGGGCUGGCGAAGAUCGGCUGCGCCAUGGCGUGCCUGAACAGCAACAUACGCGCCAAGUCCCUGCUGCAUUCGCUCGGUGCCUGCGGGGCCACGGUGCUGCUGACCACCCCAGACCUCAAAGCCGCUAUUGAGGACGUUCUGCCCAGCCUGCAACAGAAAGGGAUCCGGGUUUUCUACCUGAGCGCCGAGUCCCCCACCAGUGGCGUGGAGCCUCUCCAGGGCCAGAUAGACGCCGCCUCCGAGGAGCCGAUCCCCAUCGCUUUCCGAGCCAACGUCACCAGCAAAUCCACUGCGCUCUACAUUUACACCUCGGGCACCACAGGACUCCCGAAAGCUGCCAUCCUCACCCACUUGAGGGUGUGCAACAUGGUGACCAUGUUAUACAUAAGUGGCGUGAAAGCCGAGGACGUGAUCUACACCCCUCUGCCGCUGUACCAUUCGGCUGCACUGCUCAUUGGACUUGGAGGAUGCUUGGAGGUUGGAGCCACCUGCGUCUUGCGUCCCAAGUUCUCCGUCUCCCAGUUCUGGGAUGACUGCCGGCGAUACCACGUCUCUGUGAUCCAGUACGUAGGGGAGGUGAUGCGCUAUCUGUGCAACGCGCCCAAGAGGGAGAACGAACAAGAGCACAAAGUGCGGCUGGCUGUGGGUAACGGCCUGAGGGUGGAGGUCUGGAAGGAAUUCCUCCAGCGCUUUGGGCCCAUCUGCAUCUGCGAGUUCUACGGGGCCACAGAGGGGAACACUGGGUUCGUUAACUACACGGGGAAGAUCGGAGCGGUGGGAAGGGCCAACUUCAUCCAUAAGAUGCUCGCGCCCUUCGAGUUGAUCCGGUACAACGUGGAGCAGGAUGAACCCGUGCGAGAUGAGAGAGGGUGCUGCAUCCGAGUCCCCCCCGGUGAGGCAGGGCUGCUGGUGGUGAAGAUAACGAAGAGCGCCCCGUUCAACGGCUACGCAGGCGACCGCCAGAAGUCGGAGAAGAAGGUCCUGAGGGAUGUGAUGAAGAAAGGAGACCUCUACUUCAACAGCGGAGACCUCCUCAUGGUGGACCACGAGGGCUUCAUAUAUUUCCAGGACCGUGUGGGAGACACGUUCCGCUGGAAAGGAGAGAACGUUGCCACGACGGAGGUGGAGACAACGCUGGUGGCAGUGCAGUUCAUUCAGGAAGUCAACGUCUACGGGGUGCCGGUCCCAGGACACGAAGGCAAGAUUGGAAUGGCAGCAAUACGACUGAAGGAGGGGAUGGAUUUUGAUGGUGAAAAACUCUACACACACGCCAAGGAUUUCUUGCCAAACUACGCCAUUCCUCGCUUUGUCCGCCUGCAGGACGCUCUGGAGGUCACGGGGACGUUCAAGCAGUGCAAAGGGCAGCUGGUGAAGGAGGGGUUCAAUCCAGCUCUCAUCAAGGACCCCCUGUUCUUCCUGGAUGAAUCGGAGAAACGUUUUGUGCCCAUGAGCCCUCAGAUCUACAGCUCCAUCCUGGACAUGAAACUGAAACUCUAA